UAAAAAGCUCAUUUUAAUACAAAUGUUUAUUAUAUUGAUUUAAUUUAUUCCCUUUGCAAUUCUAUAAACAAUAAAUAUUCAUACCAAACUGCGAUAAAACUGUUAAUGGAUCAUUGUUGCAAAAAUAAUAUGGGAAAAUAGUAGGUGAUGUUGGCAAUGAUGCGAUAUUCACAUAGAUUUAACUCAGUUCAAUAACCGGUUAGUUACGGUAACGGAGGUAGUUUUGUAUUAAUUUUUAAUAUCGAUACAAUUUAAGUAGUUUCCUUCUCAUAUUCAUAUAAUUUUAAAAUGUCCAUGAAUGAUGACGAAAUAGUAAAUGCUGCUGGUCUCAAUGGGGAAAAGGUCAGAAUGAAAGAUAAGGAAUUAGUGAUAAGUAAAAUUAAAAAAAUUAAAGAAGCAGGUAGUAAUAAAUUGCAAAUUAUUACUGAUUUUGACAGAACUGUUAGCAAACAUCAUGACAAUGGAAAACCUACUUUAAGUAGUUAUUGUGUGUUUGAACAAAUUCCAACCCUUCCAUCGGAAUUCACUGAGGGAGCUCAAAACCUAUACAAUAGAUUUAGGGUUAUCGAAGAUGACCCUAACAUGUCCAUUGCUGAUAAAAUUCCUUACAUGGAAGAGUGGUGGAGUUUGAAUGAAAAACUUUUUAUUGGUCUUCCCUAUGAGCCAGAAAAAAUUGCUCAAGCUGUUGUAGAUUCUGGAGUUAAGUUAAGGAAUCAUGCUGAAGAAUGUUUUAAAAUCCUCAAUGAAAAAGGAAUUCCUGUUCUUGUUUUUUCUGCUGGACUUGGACAUGUUGUUACAGCAAUCCUUAAGCAUUAUGAUAUUUUGUAUGACAAUGUGAAAGUAAUAUCCAACUUUUUUAAGGUUGUUGAUGGAACUAUUGUAGAAUUUGAAGGACAACCAAUGAAUGUUUAUAAUAAAAAUCAGCAUGCUAUUGAAAAUUGUGAUUAUUUCAAGGCACUAUCAGAAAAAACAAAUGUGCUAGUGAUGGGAGAUUCACUAGGCGAUUCAAAUAUGGCUGAAGGUGUUCCUGAAGGCGGUACUAUCCUUAAAAUUGGCUUCUUAAGUGUACAUAUUGAUGAUUACCUGCCACAAUACCUUGAUUUAUUCGAUAUAGUUUUGCUUGACGAUCAAACCAUGGACGUUUUCAAAGGAAUAUUAAAAGUUGUAUUGUAAAUAAUAAAUUGAAUAAUUUUUAAAAAUCUUGUUAUUGUUUUUCUUAAGAAUUGAUGACUUAUUAAGAGUGUUUGUUAUUUGAAUAUCAGUCAAGCAUUUAAUACUUGAAAAAUAAAGUUUUUCCUUGAUGGA
Messenger RNA from Nezara viridula (southern green stink bug), 1305 nucleotides. The record is from the annotation of a GenBank genome assembly. NCBI's taxonomy places the organism in Eukaryota, Metazoa, Arthropoda, Insecta, Hemiptera, Pentatomidae.